Molecule: messenger RNA, 882 nt
Organism: Zea mays
Lineage: Eukaryota; Viridiplantae; Streptophyta; Magnoliopsida; Poales; Poaceae
Exons: 1
Coding region: 121-639 (172 amino acids)
Biological process (GO): regulation of jasmonic acid mediated signaling pathway; regulation of defense response; response to wounding
Cellular component (GO): nucleus
Source: RefSeq, marked validated
GAAUCAAUUCCCACAGCACCACCAAACCAAUAGGCAGGCAGCAAACACAAGCCAAUAGGCAACACCCGCGGCGACGCAAGAGGGAGAAGCGAGCGUGCAGCGGUCCUCCUCUCGAUCCACAUGGCCAUGGCGGCAGCGGACGGCAAGAGCCGGAGGUUCGCGCUGGCCUGCGGGGUGCUGAGCCAGUACGUCAAGGCCGAGCAGCAGCAGCAGCAGCAGAUGGCGGCCCCGCGCGCCCCGGCCACCACGACCCUGAGCCUGAUGCCCGGCGCGGACGUCGGCGCCGACGAGCAGCAGGAGGCGGCCGCCGCUGGGGCCGAGGAGAUGCCCGGGCCCGCCCCCGCCGCGGCGCCGCCGCUCACCAUCUUCUACGGCGGCAGGGUGGUGGUGUUCGAGGACUUCCCGGCGGAGAAGGCGGCCGAGGUCAUGCGCCUCGCGGCCGGCGACGACCUGCCCAUCGCCCGGAAGGCGUCGCUGCAGCGGUUCCUGGCCAAGCGCAAAGAUCGCCUCGUCGAGCGCGCGCCCUACGCCCGCCCGUCGUCCCCCGCGGAGGCGGUCAAGCCGGCCUCGGGCUCGGCCUCGGCCUCCUGGCUCGGGCUCCGCAGCACGGAAGCCGACCGCCUCACCAUCGCGCUGUGAUUUACUGGAUCGACCUCGACCAGUGGCGAUUUAAUUGGCUAAUGAUGGGUUCAUGAUCAUGCCUGCCUUUGGGGCUGGAAUGCUGGAUGGAGAUGGGAGACAGAGACAGGAUUGUAGAGAUGUUUUUUUUUUCAUUUCUUACGAGAGUUUCGCUGCUGUCGUGAGAUCUGAUUCGAUAAUAGAGAGAAGAUGAAGAUCGAACAAUUUGUGCCUUUCGUUGUGCUUGUGCACGUAUAUUCUCCU